Bombina bombina (fire-bellied toad) is the source of this 1368-nucleotide messenger RNA. RefSeq names its product G-protein coupled receptor family C group 5 member C-like. The transcript is spliced from 4 exons. Lineage: Eukaryota; Metazoa; Chordata; Amphibia; Anura; Bombinatoridae. Gene Ontology annotation, cellular component: plasma membrane; intracellular membrane-bounded organelle; extracellular exosome. Gene Ontology annotation, biological process: G protein-coupled receptor signaling pathway. Gene Ontology annotation, molecular function: protein kinase activator activity; G protein-coupled receptor activity. The record is from RefSeq and is a predicted model, not a curated record. Bases 1 to 1368 code for a protein of 455 amino acids.
AUGGCAUACAGAAACGCACUGCUGAUCCUGUUUUUGGCAAACUACAUAUCAAAAGCAUUGACUCACAAUUUCACAGAUCUAGCAAUGGAUUUACAGAAUUUCUCAAUUUCUCCAACUGGUUGUGGUCGUGACAUCAAUUCUAUUUACUUUGGCCUCUGUGAUAUACAUGCAGCCUGGGGAAUUAUACUAGAAGCUGUGGCAGGCUUCGGAAUCAUUUGCACAGUUAUCCUAGCAGUAAUCUGUUUGGUUCAAGCCCCCUUAGUUGCCCAAGAUGAACGCAGACAUCUCUUACCUAUCAACUUUAUGUUGAUAGUUGGUGUCUUUGGCUUGUUCUCUUUGGUCUUUGCCUUUAUUAUAGCACCAGAUGAUGUGAUCUGUAUAGUGCGCAGAUUUUUAUUUGGGGUGCUAUUUGCUAUGUGCUUUUCAUGUCUGGUGGCACACUCUGUCAGACUUAACUAUUUGGCAUCGCAAAACCACGGCCCUGGUGCAUGUUUGGUGACCCUGUUGGCUGCCGGUCUGUUUUUGGUAGAGGCAGUGAUAAAUGUGGAAUGGCUUCUGAUCACUGAUGUGCGCUACAAAUUUCAAUCGCUUGACCCAUCUGAAAAUCUUUGUUAUGUUACUAACCAAGACUUUGUGGCUGCUUUAGUAUAUGUAAUGUUCCUUAUAUUGUCCUCACUAGUAAUACCUUUCCCAGUACUCUUUGGACAAUAUAAACAAUGGAAACGACAUGGAAAAUAUAUAAUAGUAACAGCAUGUUUAUCUGUUGUUAUUUGGAUUAUUUGGAUUGUGAUGUACACCUAUGGAAAUGAAAACCUAGGUCACAAAAGAGCUUGGGACGACCCAGUUCUUGCUAUCGCUUUAAUAUCCAAUGGGUGGGUAUUCAUCUUCUGUUAUAUUAUCCCAGAGCUAGUGGAAAUGAGAAGGACUGGAUACCAAUAUGAAACAGAUCAUAUAAACAUAUUGAAUAGAUUUGUCAACUGCCCAUCCUUCAUAAUAGAUAACAAAGCAUUCUCCUUGGAGAACAUAGAGGAGGCUAAAGAUGGAAAAGCGUAUGAUAAGCCAAUUUCUCCUUAUAGUGGCUACAAUGGACUGUAUCCUACUCUGUAUCCAAAGCCUUGUGAACUAACCCUUGGCAACAGAGCGAAAAGCCUGUCCAGGAUGACUGCUCCUGGCAUGGAGGAGAGUGUUGCGCGUAAUUGGUUUCCUAUAAACCUCAGUGACAAUCCCUUUACCGGGUCUUUUGGAGAUGAGCCUUCUGGAAAAAGUGAUUCCAAGGAUGCAAGGUCACAACAUUCACCAAAGGAAAGUGCUUCAUUUGAUACUUGCCCUCCAGAUGGUGAGGCUAGCCCUUCAAUCUCAGUGACCUGA